This is a messenger RNA of Camellia sinensis, 2154 nucleotides long. NCBI's taxonomy places the organism in Eukaryota, Viridiplantae, Streptophyta, Magnoliopsida, Ericales, Theaceae. The record is from RefSeq and is a predicted model, not a curated record.
AAACUUUCGAACCAAGCAGAAUUCAGAUCUCUCUCUCUCUACCCUGCAAAUGGCGAACCCAGAACGGAGCUGAAAGCAUUCUUCUGAAUCAUCCCAAUUUCAGGUUCUGAUCUGUUCUGUCCUGUCAAUUUUGAGUGAAGUUUGGUUCUUUUUCUUGAACUCAAAAGAUUAGGAAUUUUUAAAAUUUUGAGUACCCAAUCUGAGUAACUAUGGUGAGGGAGCAAAGCGUUGAAUCGUUUUACGCUCGAUUGCGUGAAUCGGCUUUGGCUUCGGCUUCUUCCACUCCUUUGCUCAUAUUCCCAUCGACUUCUGAUGUCGAUUCUCUCUGUGCUUUGAAGAUUGUUGGUCAUGUUCUUGAAUCCGAUUCGGUUAGAUAUGCUUGUUACCCAGUUUCGAGUUUUAAGGAAAUUCACAAGUACGCAGGACCCAAUUUGUGUUCUUCGUCCGAUGAACCUGUUACAAUUCUUUUGGUAAAUUGGGGGUGUCACCGAGAUCUGCGAAAGGUCUUGAAUUUGGGUCCUUCUUCGCGCGUUUUUGUUGUUGAUAGUCACCGGCCAAUUCACUUGCACAAUCUCAGUGAUCAGAAUGAUCGUGUCGUUGUGCUCUAUAGUCGGGAUGAUGAGGACCAGGCUGAUUUGGCAUACGAUUUGAAAGUUCCGGUUUCAGCUUUGGCAAAUGCAAGUGAUUUGAACAGUGAUGAUGAAGGUGAAGAUGACUCUGAUGGUGACGAAGAUGAGAAUGAGAGUGAAAGUGAGGAGGAAGAUGGUGGUGAGUCUCAGAAGAAAAGAAGGGUUUCAGAUGAAAGUGAAAAAGACCCAGUUAAGCUUUUCAGGAAGCUGAAGAAAGAGUAUUAUUCUAAUGGUACUUUUCAUGGGAAGCCAUCUGGGUGUUUGAUGUAUGAUCUAUGUCAUUCCCUGAGGAAGAACACAAAUGAAUUGUUGUGGUUGGCUUGUGUGGCUCUAACAGACCAGUUUGUUCAUGAAAGGUUAACAAAUGAGCGAUAUCAAGCUGGGGUGAUGGAGCUUGAGCAGCAUGUUAAUAGCUCUGGGAAUCUGGAUGUUGUUACUACGGUGACCCUCAAGGAUGGAACUAAGGUUUUGGCUCCUGAUUCUUCAAGAAUUGCCUACGAAGACGAGCCAAAGCUAAUGUUGCUACAAGAGUGGAACUUGUUUGAUUCAAUGCUGUGCUCCUCCUACAUUGCAACUAAAUUGAAGACAUGGAGUGACAAUGGGAUGAAGAAGUUGAUGCUUCUUCUUGCUCGAAUGGGAUUUCGACUUGAGGAUUGCAAACAGAAGUUUCAGUAUAUGAAUGUUGAGAUCAAACGCAAAAUGAAGGAAGAGUUUGAAGAGUUUUUACCUGAGUAUGGACUAACCGAUUUCUACUAUCGAGGUUUUUGCUUACUACAUGGGUAUAGUUCAAGAAUUUCUGCAGCAGAUGUGGUGUAUGGAGUAACAGCACUUCUAGAGUCAUUUGUAGAAUCUGAUGGCUCAUGUGCAUCCAAGCAGUUUGGAGUGGCUUAUGAUGCAUUGUCCUUGAGCAAGUUUGAAAAGUUGGAAACCGGAAUGCAACAUGCUAUCAAGAUACAAAGGGCAAUUCUGAGACAAGGAAGUUCAGCUAUAACCAAGAAGGGAUCAAUAAGAAGUGGGAGUAAAUUCAGAUGGGUGAAGCUUGAAGAUUCCAUAGACACUAAGCUGUUGGGUUAUCCCCAGGCAUUGACCAAAUUUGGGCAUUUUCUGAUGGAUGCUUUGCGGGAGAAAGGUGCAAAAAUGAAGCCUUUGAUAUGUGUUUGCUAUACUCAAGAUCGAAGCAAGGUGUUGAUUGUUGGAGUUUGUGGGAAGCCACGACUCGGGGCAGAUAAAGGAAAUGCAUUUGGGAUUGCUUUCAGAGAUGCAGCUGAGGAGACUGGAGCUGAUUUCUUUCACGAGCUAUUCGAGUCAUCAUGGAUAGUUUUGGAUGCACUUGCUAUAAAUUCGUUCAUGAUAAGGCUAACUGAGAAGCUAUGGUGAAGAACGUUGUUUAUAAGCAGAUUAAAUGCUUAUCCUUUUUCGUCUUUUUCUUCAAUAGUUAAAUGUUGUAACCCAUUUAAUUACUGUUACUAUAUGUGCAGUACAAUUCAGAGGUAAACAAUUCUGUUCUGAUCAUGUUUUUCUUUUA